This is a messenger RNA of Loa loa (African eye worm), 2427 nucleotides long. RefSeq names its product PH domain-containing protein. Gene Ontology annotation, molecular function: kinesin binding. Bases 1 to 2427 code for a protein of 808 amino acids. Gene Ontology annotation, biological process: Golgi organization; regulation of protein localization; positive regulation of membrane tubulation. Gene Ontology annotation, cellular component: endosome membrane. The transcript has 13 exons. Lineage: Eukaryota; Metazoa; Nematoda; Chromadorea; Rhabditida; Onchocercidae. The record is from RefSeq and is a predicted model, not a curated record.
AUGAUAACGAUAGCUCCACUGGAUGGAUUCAAAGGAGGAGGAAGAGAGGGAAGAUAUUACGCAGAAAUCACAUUGUCAUCUCAUCCUCACAUCGAAGCUUCUGUUAUGCGUGCUAUCACGGAUACAGUGAUUGAAUGGAGGCGACAUCUGUUAGGUGGCCGAUGUUCACCUCUUGAUUCGAGUUCUGUUGCUGCACGAAAUCUUAUAACGAUUUUCGAUUUUCUUCUUUCUUAUGGGUUUAACGGUGGUAACCGAUUAUAUUGGAUAUUUGUGAAAGAGUUCAUGUCGCGCAACGAAAUCCAAUAUCUGAAACGGGAAUGGCGUAUCACUUCAGCGCGACAACUGUCGGUUGCAUGGCUCAAGGAUGUUCUCAAUAAACAAACAUUACUAUAUCACUUUCAGUCUUUCCAACAAGAUUUAGAAACUGUUCGAAAGUUCUACCGCAAGGAAGCUGUAAUGGCAAAUCAACUUUUCCUUUCCCGCAUUGUGCAGAAAAUGAUGGAUUUUUCUGAAGUGCAGUUCAAAUUUCUGAAACCUUUUGAAAAACAUAGCGAUAUUCCAAUAGCAGUAAUGCGAUUGUCAUUUGGUGAUCAGCGACCUUCGACAUCAACUGACUGUUUGGCUGUUUUAUGCAAACAUUCACGUGAAGAACAGACCUACCCAGCAAUUCGCCAAAGAUCUCGAGCAGAAUUCUCAACACAUUCUCAAGAUGUCUCGUCAUUAUUGUUUGAUAUACCACUACCAGCGGAUUUUGUGGAAACUCAUCCCACAUCAUUUGAUGAAGAUGUCACUGCACCAGAAAACGAUUCGGUAAUGCGUAGUGCUUUAUUAAAGGAUCAAAUUUUCGGUGAAUUGCUGAGACGUAGAAAGAGUGAUUCAACAGAUGUUGUCCAUGGUUGUCUUCCAAAAGAAGAUGCAGUGAAAAAUACUGUGAAUGAAGAGGGACAUACCGUUAGUUAUGAACAGAAGAAGUUGGAUGUCACUAGUGUUGCUGUUUCGAUGGAUCCUUUCGAUAUAGCUUUGAAAACAAGCUUAUCAAAAGCAAAAUUGUCCACAGAGGAUGUUCAUUAUAAUGAAUGUGAACACAGAGCAUCACCGAUAACAACGUUAGUCGAUCUUCCAUGUGGUGAAAUAAGGUUGGAUAUGGGUGAAAUGAUUGGCCUUAGCAUAAAUGUUUUCAAGCAUGACGCCGAAAGGUUUAUGCGGAUGUUUCAGGUUUAUUCACAUUUCGGCACAGGAGAAAUUGAAAGACGAUUAUUUGCUCUCUCUAAUCAGGCGGCUUAUUUGUUAUCUGCCGAAAGUUUUGCAGUAUCCAAAAGGUCAUAUGUUACACGUGCGUACCUGCCACUCCGGUAUAUCAACAGUGUUCAUGUUGGUCCUGACUCGCAAGUGAUGUAUCUGCAUGCUGAAAAAGAUUACAAUGUGUGUGAAGAUGAACCUGACAAAUUUUUGUCAGUUGUGGAAAUAUGUGCGGCUUGUAAACAGCUUGGUGUCGCCAUUUUGGAUGCUCUGAAUUAUGCCUAUGAGAAUUAUGUCUCAAAUUUUCAAGUCGAUAAAAUCAAGUUAAAAGUGUGUCCUGAUCCCACUCCACAGCAUCUUAUCCGUUUCAUGUCCAAGGAAUUACAGAAGAAUGCACCAGUUCUUUAUGGAUAUUACCUUGCACAAUGGAGACAAACGAAAUUAUAUAGCAUGAAUGGCGAGGGUUAUCGGCACAGUGGUUUUUUAUAUCAUAAAGAAGUUGGAAAUGGUGUUUCGUGGCUGAUCAGCUCAGGCAAUUUUCAACAGAGCUACUUUCAUUUGCAAAAUAAAAAACUUUAUCAAUUUUCCGACUCUACGUGCAAAUUCGGUGAACGCGUUAUAUCUGUGAGAGAUUCAGUUACCGAUGUGAUGGAACUCAAAGGUGAUGAUCGUUCACCACAUAUAUUCGAAAUCGUCCUUAAAAACAGCAGAAUUCAGUUUAUAUGUCAGAGCGCCGCUGACAUGCACAAAUGGGUGUCGCUAAUAACUCUUGCAAUCACGUCCACGGACAUGGAUGAUGAGCCAGCGGCCUGCGUAGUGUGCUUGUGUGAAAAAAGUAUUUUAAUAGCGCAAGAGGGGUUAAACUGUGCAGUUGAUGGAUUCAUGAGAUUACUGGCACGCAUUGACAUGGCAAAUAUGUCCCAGGCUACGGGAGUGUUUGCCGCUGAGCGCUCAGCGUGUGUACUCAAAAAUGAGGAAACGUUGGAGUGGUUAUUCAUGAGAUCGCCAGAUGAAGUUGAUCGUCUGCUUGGACAGCUUAACCAGCUUGGGGUAAGGGAAAUUAAUACAGAAGAAGAUGGCUCGUCCCGAUUGUCAGCAAUCCUAAAUUCGAUGUCACGUCUUAAUGAUGCUUUCCACUUUGAUGAUACUCUGUCAGAUGACGCAUUUGACGCAUCGCUCGAACUUUGA